Molecule: messenger RNA, 825 nt
Organism: Formica exsecta
Lineage: Eukaryota; Metazoa; Arthropoda; Insecta; Hymenoptera; Formicidae
Exons: 5
Coding region: 227-694 (155 amino acids)
Source: RefSeq, a predicted model, not a curated record
GUCGUGCGGUGUCAUAUACAUAUAGCGAACAACGAGACAACGCGACUUGGAUCACAAUUUGGUAAAAUUGAGAAAUUAAUAUCAUAAAACCAAUUGUUAGCAUUUUAGUAUCUUGCCACAAUCAAUACAGCGUGCUAUUGAUAAUAGAAGCCGUAUAGGGGAAAAAGAUUGGAUAAAGAAAAUUUCAAUCUGUUGAAUCUUAUUAAAAUUCGCCAAAAAAGUAUCCAUGAUGUAUUUUGCUUGGAUGAAGCAAAUUAUAAAGCGAAUAUUCCGUUCGUUAUAUUUAUACAUAGCUAUUUUUUUUUUCAUCUCAUGCAUGUCAGUUCAUAUGAUAUUAGGACCGACCAGAGAUAAUCAUACUGCAAUAAAUGGAAAAGAAUACAAAGACAAUAAUAAAUGGAUAUAUAGUUCGGAUAAAAAAGAAGAAACAGUACUAUCCACCAAAAGCUUUGAAGAUUUGAAUAUUUCCGAUACAUAUUUUGAUACAAGUGUUACAAUUGUAAUAAUUGUUAUAAUAAUAUCAAUUGCAGCUCUGUUGAUAUAUAUCUGUUAUGUAUGCAGAAAAAUUGUCUUUCCCACUCUCCGUGUCGAACCAGUUGUCGUUAGGCGCGAUAUGCCAGUCCAUUUUCGAAACAAUAGAACUGUGUUGGGAUCAGGUGAACACUUAUCAGAUGAAAAUAAUUCGGAAAAUUAACAUUGAUGUUUGACGCAUUGCCGCAAUUCACAUAACAGUGAAAUUGGUAAGGUCUUUCAAGUACAAUAUAAAGCUCGAUUCUCAACUUCAAAUUGUCUAGACAACGCGUAUAUUGUUAUACAUGAUUAAUU